Molecule: messenger RNA, 3850 nt
Organism: Drosophila novamexicana
Lineage: Eukaryota; Metazoa; Arthropoda; Insecta; Diptera; Drosophilidae
Gene: shi
Product: dynamin
Exons: 18
Coding region: 547-3273 (908 amino acids)
Biological process (GO): receptor-mediated endocytosis
Cellular component (GO): plasma membrane; synapse; cytoplasm
Molecular function (GO): GTPase activity; GTP binding; microtubule binding
Source: RefSeq, a predicted model, not a curated record
CUUGUAAAUGUGAAUUUUAUUUCGUCUGUGUGUCUGAAAUCAAAAGUAUAAAUUUAAGUUUUUAGUCUAUCGAUAUCGCAGCAGCAGCAGCAACAACAACUAAAACACAAGUGGCAGUGUUUGUUGGUGUCGGCAGAGAGGAAGAUAGCGUUUCGUUCGCGUAUAUACAUAUACAUAUACAUAUAAAUAUAUAUAUGUGUGUGUAUGUGUGCGUGUGAAAGAGAGACCAAGAGAAAAACAUUCACAAUCAAUUUGAUAACUUAAAAGAAACGUAACAGUGCCGCAGCAGAGUGCAAAGCAGCCGUGCAGCAAACAUCGAGCAGCGGCCAGUGGCAGAGGCUGAGGCGUAGGCGUCGUCUUCGUCUUCGUCUUCGUAGCUAAGCGCUGUUCACGCAGCAACAGCAAUUAACUGUUAAACGUUACAACAAAACACUUUGUGAUCGUGCUUAAACGGUAGCCAGAGAGUAAGACAUAGUGUGAGCGAGGAGAGAGAGAGAGCGAGAGUGAGAGCCAACCGUCUUCGUCAACGUCAACGUCAGCGUCACCAUGGACAACUUAAUCCCGAUCGUCAAUAAGCUGCAGGAUGCAUUCACAUCGCUGGGGGUGCACAUGCAAUUGGACUUGCCACAAAUUGCCGUCGUUGGUGGACAGUCGGCUGGCAAGAGUUCGGUGCUGGAGAAUUUCGUGGGCAAAGACUUUCUGCCCCGAGGUUCGGGCAUUGUGACGCGCAGGCCUUUGAUUUUGCAGCUGAUCAACGGCAUUACCGAGUAUGGCGAGUUUCUGCACUGCAAGGGCAAGAAGUUCUCGAGCUUCGACGAGAUACGCAAGGAGAUCGAGGACGAAACAGAUCGCGUGACGGGCAGCAACAAGGGCAUCUCAAACAUUCCGAUUAAUUUGCGCGUCUAUUCGCCGUACGUGCUCAACUUGACGCUGAUCGAUUUGCCCGGCCUGACCAAGGUGGCGAUCGGUGAUCAGCCGGUGGACAUUGAGCAGCAGAUUAAGCAAAUGAUAUUCCAAUUUAUACGCAAGGAGACCUGUCUGAUAUUGGCGGUAACGCCGGCCAAUACCGAUCUGGCCAAUUCGGAUGCGCUCAAGCUGGCCAAAGAGGUGGAUCCGCAGGGCGUACGCACGAUCGGUGUCAUUACCAAGCUGGAUCUGAUGGACGAGGGCACCGAUGCCCGUGACAUACUCGAGAAUAAGCUGUUGCCGCUGCGACGCGGCUAUAUUGGUGUGGUUAAUCGUUCCCAAAAGGAUAUCGAGGGGCGCAAGGAUAUACAUCAGGCAUUGGCCGCCGAGCGCAAAUUCUUUCUCAGCCAUCCGUCGUAUCGGCAUAUGGCCGAUCGUUUGGGCACACCCUAUUUGCAGCGCGUGCUCAAUCAGCAGCUGACCAAUCACAUACGGGACACAUUGCCCGGCUUGCGCGACAAACUGCAAAAGCAGAUGCUAACACUGGAGAAGGAGGUCGAGGAGUUCAAACAUUUCCAGCCGGGCGAUGCCAGCAUCAAGACAAAGGCCAUGCUGCAAAUGAUCCAGCAGCUGCAGUCGGACUUUGAGCGCACCAUCGAGGGCAGCGGCUCCGCGCUGGUCAACACAAACGAACUGUCCGGCGGCGCCAAGAUCAAUCGCAUAUUCCACGAGCGGCUUCGCUUUGAGAUCGUAAAGAUGGCCUGCGAUGAGAAGGAGCUGCGCCGCGAGAUCUCGUUUGCCAUACGCAACAUACACGGCAUACGUGUGGGCCUGUUCACGCCGGACAUGGCCUUCGAGGCGAUUGUCAAGCGUCAGAUAGCUUUGCUCAAGGAGCCGGUCAUCAAGUGCGUGGAUCUAGUCGUACAGGAAUUGUCCGUUGUUGUGCGCAUGUGCACCGAUAAGAUGAAUCGCUAUCCGCGCCUGCGCGAGGAAACGGAACGCAUCAUUACCACGCAUGUGCGGCAGCGCGAGCAGCGCUGCAAGGAGCAAAUCCUAUUGCUCAUCGACUUUGAGCUAGCCUACAUGAAUACCAAUCACGAGGAUUUCAUUGGCUUUGCCAACGCUCAGAAUAAAUCGGAGAAUGCAAAUAAGACCGGCACCCGACAGCUGGGCAAUCAGGUCAUACGCAAGGGUCAUAUGGUCAUACAGAAUCUGGGCAUCAUGAAAGGCGGCUCGCGUCCUUAUUGGUUUGUGCUAACAUCGGAGAGCAUCUCCUGGUACAAGGACGAGGAUGAGAAGGAAAAGAAAUUCAUGUUGCCGUUGGAUGGUUUGAAAUUGCGCGAUAUUGAACAGGGCUUUAUGUCAAUGUCUAGACGUGUUACAUUUGCUUUAUUCAGUCCCGACGGACGUAAUGUUUAUAAGGAUUACAAACAACUGGAGCUGUCCUGCGAGACGGUCGAGGAUGUGGAAUCGUGGAAGGCAUCAUUCCUGCGCGCCGGCGUCUAUCCCGAGAAGCAAGAGACCCAGGAGAAUGGCGACGAGGAAGGACAAGAGCAAAAAUCGGCCAACGAGGAGAGCUCCACGGAUCCACAAUUGGAACGGCAGGUGGAGACCAUUCGCAAUCUAGUCGACUCGUACAUGAAGAUCGUCACGAAGACCACACGGGAUAUGGUCCCGAAGGCCAUCAUGAUGCUGAUCAUCAACAAUGCCAAGGACUUUAUCAACGGCGAACUGUUGGCCCAUCUCUAUGCCUCCGGUGAUCAGGCACAAAUGAUGGAGGAAUCGGCCGAGUCGGCAACACGUCGCGAGGAAAUGCUGCGCAUGUAUCGCGCCUGCAAGGAUGCCCUGCAGAUAAUUGGUGACGUAUCGGUGGCAACUGUAUCCUCGCCCUUGCCGCCGCCCGUUAAGAACGAUUGGCUACCAAGCGGCCUGGAGAAUCCGGGUCUAUCGCCGCCCAGUCCCGGCGGCCCGCGCAAGCCAGCACCCACCGCACAGGGCUCGUUGGGCGGACGCAAUCCGCCAUUGCCACCGGCAACUGGACGUCCCGCGCCGGCCAUACCGAGCCGCCCCGGCGGCGGUGCACCCCCGCUGCCCGGCGGCCGGCCAGGCGGGGCGCUGCCACCCCCGUUGCUGCCCUCUCGCGUCACUGGAGCUGUCGGCGGCGCCUUGACACAGCAAUCGGGCGCCAAUCGCUACAUCCCGGAGAGCAUGCGCGGACAAGUGAAUCAGGCUGUGGGCCAGGCGGCCAUCAAUGAGCUCUCCAAUGUGUUUGCCACACGGUUCAAUCGGCCGGGCAUGAAUGCCCCGCCCAAGCUGCCCGAACGCCCCUCCUACUACGGCAACACGACCAACGGGCGCCCCUACUGAGCGCGCACGCUGCAGCGGGGGACACGGUUGGACACAGCGUAUACAUUGCUCCGAAUUCCGAAUUCCGAAUUCGGAGUGUGCUACUGUUAAGCGAUCACUGUAUUAUUUUGUAUGUAUGUGUUGUUAACAGGCGUGUGCGUGUGCGUGUGCGUGUCUGGACUUUUUCCUCUGUUGUCAAACUGUACUAAAGUGUGUAGUAUAACACUUGCGACUGGUCCCCCUAUUAAUGCUAGACAUAUCAUAGUUAACAUAUAUAUGUAUAUCCAAGCUGUAUGUAGUUAUAUAUAAUUUACACACACACACACACACACACACACACGCAUAGACAGGCCUACACACACACAUGCAUAUAAUAUAUAUAUUUGUAGUUAAUGCUUAACGUUAAGCUAAGAGAGUUAAGCGCCUAAGUGGAAGAGAAAAGCAGCCUCAACUGUCAUACAGUCAUACAGUUAAACCGUUAUACAGUCAUACAAUUUAGCACAGCUGUGCGUAUAACACGAUAUCGUUAAAGUUCAACAAAGAAGAAACAAAAAAUGAAAAAUAUCCAUUUCUCUGUGCAUUGUAAAUAUUUCAAAUA